CACUGUUAAAGCCCCAAAAAACGAAUUCUAGAGAGAGAGAGAGAGAGUGAAUGGGGUUUGCUACAAAUCCUUCUUCUAUAUUCGUCAAAAACCUCUAGUUACCAGUUCCUGUGCCCUAGGGUUUUCUUUUUCUUCAUUCUUUUUCAUUUUUCUUUUUUGCUAUUUUUUUUUUAAAUUUUCCUAUUCGGAUUUUUUUUUUUUUUUUGAAUUUGGAUUUUUUUUUUUUUUUUUUUUAAUCCUUGGUUUUUAGAGACUGAUGUUUGGGUGAGGAAUUUUGGGUUGGGAGGUCAGUUGGUGAGAGAAGGUGAGGAAGAGAUGUACAGAGAGCGUGGAUUAGGUGGGGCUAAGUCGGAGAUGGGUUCCGUUGAUCGGAAGCGGAUCAACGAUGCUUUAGAUAAGCAACUUGAGCGAUCUUCACCGUCUACCUCUAGGGCUGUUGCAAUCAACGGUAGGGAUAAGACGGCGGCUCAGUCGGUUCUGAUGGGUAAAACUCCACCUGAUCAGAGGGACUCUCGCUCUGCCUCUCUUGCCAAAGCCAACGCUUCCGAUGAGGAAUCUGAAACUGACAGUGAAGAGUCUGAUGUUAGUGGUUCUGAUGGGGAUGAUACGUCCUGGAUUUCAUGGUUUUGCAAUCUUCGAGGAAAUGAAUUCUUUUGUGAAGUUGAUGAUGACUACAUACAGGAUGAUUUUAACCUCUGUGGAUUAAGCAGCCAAGUUCCAUAUUAUGAUUAUGCACUUGAUCUGAUAUUGGAUGUUGACUCUUCUCAUGGUGACAUGUUUACAGAGGAACAGAAUGAAUUAGUUGAAUCUGCAGCUGAGAUGCUUUAUGGUCUGAUUCAUGCUCGAUACAUUUUGACAAGCAAAGGGAUGGCCGCUAUGCUAGAGAAGUACAAGAACUAUGACUUUGGGAGAUGCCCAAGGGUUUACUGUGCUGGACAACCUUGUCUCCCAGUUGGCCAAUCAGACAUUCCGCGAUCUAGCACUGUAAAAAUAUACUGCCCCAGAUGUGAAGAUAUCUAUUACCCUCGAUCCAAGUAUCAAGGUAACAUUGAUGGAGCCUAUUUUGGAACCACGUUUCCUCAUCUAUUCCUGAUGACUUAUGGACACCUAAAGCCACACAAAGCAUCACAGAGCUAUGUUCCUAGAGUAUUUGGAUUCAAGCUUCACAAACCAUGAUGCUCAACCUUCAAGCUUCUGUUUGGACCUGGGUUUUACACGAUUACUUGAUCAUUUGUCCUCUGUUUGGCGGUUCCUGUGUUUAUCAAAGUCUAGAUUUUUACUUUUAAAUAUGUGCUGGAAAAGAAUGAUAAAAAAUAGUUCAAAUUUGCAAUCCAUGUCAAGUUUCUUUC
Ziziphus jujuba (common jujube) is the source of this 1349-nucleotide messenger RNA. RefSeq names its product casein kinase II subunit beta-2. Bases 316 to 1176 code for a protein of 286 amino acids. NCBI's taxonomy places the organism in Eukaryota, Viridiplantae, Streptophyta, Magnoliopsida, Rosales, Rhamnaceae. The record is from RefSeq and is a predicted model, not a curated record. Gene Ontology annotation, molecular function: protein kinase regulator activity. Gene Ontology annotation, cellular component: cytoplasm; protein kinase CK2 complex. The transcript has 5 exons.